AUGAAAGGCGACAACAAGAAACUGGUUGAGUUCCCCGUGGCAGUGCAUGGCGUCAUUGGGAACACCCCUCUGUCGGACAACCACACUGAUCCCCACUGCGGCUUGCUUGUGGUCGCCGAUUUCCUUCUCGCCAACGGCGCGCUGGACGCGAUAAACUUGAACUGCAUGGACAAGGUGCAGCCUCUCAAUUUCGACAUCCCGGACGCCUUGGCCCUCGAACUGUUUGGUCUGGACGGCGGCGCCAUGGACGGCAAACUGCACACCCCCGCGCAAGGUGCCAAGGACUACAACUUUACAGUCGUCGGCCUCGGGCUCAAUGCGCUCCUGAAACAUAGUAAAGCCAAAGCGACGCGAGGCAAGUACGCAGUCUACGAAGACGCGUGCACGGGCAACGCUUCUUGA
Messenger RNA from Aphanomyces astaci, 402 nucleotides. RefSeq lists its product as hypothetical. NCBI's taxonomy places the organism in Eukaryota, Oomycota, Saprolegniomycetes, Saprolegniales, Verrucalvaceae. The record is from RefSeq and is a predicted model, not a curated record. The transcript has 2 exons. The coding region runs from base 1 to 402 and encodes 133 amino acids.